CGCCGUCACUUGCUCCGAUCCUCCCUACCUGUUGCUUUUGAACUGGCGCAGCUCGCAUCCAUCUAAAAGCCUUAACUAUUCUGUUAUCUCUCCUGUGGAGAUCUGUUCCCAUUGAUAGCUGAAAUUCGGGUUGGGAGAUGCACACGGCUACCAGCAGCUAUCCGAUGGCGUCCCUCUAUGUAGGGGACCUACACCCCGAUGUCACGGAGGCCAUGCUGUAUGAGAAGUUCAGUCCAGCAGGACCUGUCUUAUCAAUACGAGUCUGCAGGGACAUGAUCACACGGAGAUCGCUGGGAUAUGCCUAUGUCAACUUCCAACAGCCUGCAGAUGCUGAACGGGCUCUGGACACUAUGAACUUUGAUGUGAUCAAAGGGAAGCCCAUCCGGAUUAUGUGGUCACAGCGGGAUCCAUCACUUAGGAAAUCUGGUGUGGGCAAUGUUUUCAUAAAAAACCUUGACAAAUCAAUUGAUAACAAAGCACUUUAUGACACUUUUUCUGCAUUUGGCAACAUUCUUUCAUGUAAGGUGGUGUGUGAUGAGAAUGGCUCCAAGGGUUACGCUUUUGUGCAUUUUGAGACACAAGACGCUGCAGACAGAGCCAUUGAGAAGAUGAACGGCAUGCUGCUGAACGACCGCAAAGUGUUUGUUGGGCGUUUUAAAUGCAGACGGGAGAGGGAAGCCGAACUCGGAGCCAAAGCCAAGGAAUUCACAAAUGUUUACAUCAAGAAUUUUGGAGAAGAUAUGGACGAUGAGCGACUAAAGGAGACUUUUAGCAAAUACGGCAAGACUCUGAGCGUUAAGGUGAUGACUGACCCGAGUGGCAAGUCCAAAGGGUUUGGCUUUGUCAGCUUUGAAAAACAUGAAGAUGCAAAUAAGGCGGUGGAUGACAUGAAUGGAAAAGAUGUCAACGGAAAGGUGAUGUUUGUCGGCAGAGCGCAAAAAAAGGUUGAGCGACAGGCAGAGCUGAAACGGCGAUUUGAGCAGUUGAAGCAAGAAAGAAUCAGCCGCUAUCAGGGUGUAAAUUUAUAUAUUAAAAAUCUGGAUGACACAAUCGAUGAUGAGAAGCUGCGGAAGGAAUUUUCCCCAUUUGGGUCAAUAACAAGCGCCAAGGUAAUGCUGGAGGAUGGCCGUAGUAAAGGAUUUGGAUUUGUUUGCUUUUCUUCACCUGAAGAGGCCACUAAAGCAGUCACUGAAAUGAAUGGGAGAAUUGUAGGCUCCAAACCUCUUUAUGUAGCACUGGCUCAAAGAAAGGAGGAAAGAAAAGCCCAUCUUACGAAUCAGUAUAUGCAGCGUAUAGCUGGAAUGAGGGCCCUGCCUGCCAAUACUCUAAUUAGCCAAUUUCAACCAGCUCCUGGAGGGUAUUUUGUGCCAGCAGUUCCACAGGCUCAAAGCAGACCUACAUACUACGCCCCGAAUCAUAUAGCUCAAAUGCGCCCUGGUCCACGAUGGCAGCAAGCAGGACGUCCUCAGGGCUUUCAGCCCAUGCCUAACACAGUGCGACAAAGUGGUCCCCGCCAAUCAAUACGCCAUAUGCCACCUUCAAGUUCUCAGGGCACACGUGGUAUCUCCAGCGUAGCCCAGAGAGUUGGGGUUUCUUCUGCUACUCAGACACUAGGACCUCGUCAGCCAAUUUCUGUUCUACCAUCCCGACCUGUGCCUCAGUACAAAUAUACACGAUGUCCACUCCCUGGAGUGCAACCACUACAGACUCCUCAACCUGCAGUCCAUGUACAGGGACAAGAACCUCUUACGGCCUCAAUGUUGGCUGCUGCUCCACCACAAGAACAAAAACAGAUGUUAGGAGAACGUCUCUUCCCUCUUAUACAAGCCAUGCAUCCCUCAUUGGCGGGUAAGAUAACAGGAAUGUUGCUGGAGAUUGACAAUUCUGAGCUGCUACACAUGCUGGAAUCCCCAGAGUCUCUGCGCUCUAAGGUGGAAGAAGCUGUUGCUGUUUUGCAAGCUCACCAAGCCAAGAAAGAUGCUGCUCAGAAGGUGGGGAUCGUUGCUGCUACCUCCUGAACCAGGACAAUCUCGAAAAAAGAAGCCAAAUCUCAGAAUUUUGGAGUGUUUGGGAAAUCUCCAUUAGGAGUCUUGUCUCCUUUUACAUGCUGCUUAUCUCUGCCAGAGAUACUGUCUUGUUUGUUAAACAUGAGGACUAUGCACUAUGUCGCUUUAUGCUGUUGGGAUGAUAAAUCGCCUUUCAGGUGAGCGCUUCUGGGAUCCUUUCUCUGGAGAUCCCAAAAUGUUUUCUUCAGAUUGCAAACGAUUUUUGCAGUUUUGAGUAUGGAGACUUUGUUUGAAUGUGACAUCCAAAUGGUUUAUCAGUGAAAUAA
Nanorana parkeri is the source of this 2332-nucleotide messenger RNA. RefSeq names its product poly(A) binding protein cytoplasmic 4 (gene PABPC4). Gene Ontology annotation, molecular function: poly(U) RNA binding; poly(A) binding; mRNA 3'-UTR binding. Bases 138 to 2018 code for a protein of 626 amino acids. The record is from RefSeq and is a predicted model, not a curated record. Gene Ontology annotation, cellular component: ribonucleoprotein complex; nucleus; cytosol. Lineage: Eukaryota; Metazoa; Chordata; Amphibia; Anura; Dicroglossidae. The transcript is spliced from 15 exons.